Messenger RNA from Electrophorus electricus (electric eel), 1035 nucleotides. RefSeq names its product melatonin receptor type 1A like (gene mtnr1al). Gene Ontology annotation, cellular component: plasma membrane. Lineage: Eukaryota; Metazoa; Chordata; Actinopteri; Gymnotiformes; Gymnotidae. Gene Ontology annotation, molecular function: melatonin receptor activity. The record is from RefSeq and is a predicted model, not a curated record. Gene Ontology annotation, biological process: G protein-coupled receptor signaling pathway.
GCAAGACUCACUACUUGUCAGUGUCAUGCAUGGCUGUGGCAUGUACAAUUGUCCCAAGGAUUAGAAGAUGAAGUGAUGAUGGUGGAGGCAACCAAUGCCCCUUUAAGAAAUGUUUCUUCCGGAGACGGACACAGCAAGAGUCUGUCUUUUCCGUGGAAGGUCACUUUACUGUCGAGUGUGCUGAUCACUGCUAUUGUGGUAGAGGUACUGGGCAAACUGUUGGUCAUUGCAUCAGUCAUCAAAAACAGAAAACUCUGGAAAGCAGGAAAUGCCUUUGUGGUGAGUUUGGCUGUGGCAGAUCUAGUAGUGGCCAUCUACCCUUACCCUCUGCUCUUGACAGCCAUUUUCCACAACGACUGGAUUGCUGGCACCUUCCACUGCCAAAUCAGCCGCUUCCUAAUGGGGCUCAGUGUCAUCAGCUCCAUCUUCAACAUCACAGGCAUCACCAUCAACCGCUACUGCUACAUCUGCCACAGCCUGAAGUAUGACAGGCUCUUCUCCAGCAAGAACACCGUGUGCUACAUGACCCUAGGGUGGUCCCUCACCAUCCUGGCCAUCGUGCCCAACUGGUUUGUGGAGUCGCUGAAGUAUGACCCAUUCGUCUACUCAUGCACAUUUGCCCAAUCUGUGAGCUCCCUCUACACCGUCGCUGUGGUGGUGGUGCAUUUCAUCCUGCUCAUUGGCAUCGUCACCUACUGUUACCUUCGCAUCUGGGUGCUCGUCAUUCACGUUCUGCAUUGCAUCAAGCCAGAAGGCCAGUCCAAGAUCAAGCCACACGAUGUGCGCAACCUUCUCACCAUCUUUGUGGUGCUCAUGCUGUUUGCCAUGUGCUUGGCACCACUGAACUUCAUUGGCCUAAACGUGGCUGUGCGCCCUGCCCUGGGUCAAGCUAUCCCAGAGUGGAAUAUCACAGCCAACUACUUCAUGGCUUAUUUCAACAGCUGCCUCAAUGCUGUCAUCUAUGGUGCCCUCAACCACAAUUUUCGGAAGGAGUACAAAAGGAUUGUAUUCACUCUAUUCAAGUUCCAUUGCUGA